This is a messenger RNA of Oncorhynchus mykiss (rainbow trout), 4571 nucleotides long. The record is from RefSeq and is a predicted model, not a curated record. Lineage: Eukaryota; Metazoa; Chordata; Actinopteri; Salmoniformes; Salmonidae.
GAGCCAAAUAAUUCUUUUUUGUGUUUCCAAGAAAAAAUCACGCACCAAGUUCGUUCUCUCUAACGCUCAAACCGCACUGCUAACGCGCAGAGCAUGCUACAGUUCAGUUCACGAGCUGUUGAAUCACAUCAAGGCAGGGUUAACACGGGCGCUCACGCGUGACCGGGAGUUUACUCGAGAACCGUUAUACCGGAGAAAGAUAAGCAAGUCUAUUAAGAUGAGAUGCUGGACGACUUGCCCUAACUACGUCUCAAUGGAACGUAACUUUCUGAUAUUUCCUUCGUGAAGACAGAAAAUUACCAUUUGGAAAAUAAAUGGAUUCAAGCUUUUAAUAUUUCAUGAGAGAUGCUCCAGGAGAAGGCCUCAGCUGUGACGGAUGACAGUGUGACUGGGGUCCAAUCUGGAGGGCCAGAUCUCAGCCCUGACUCCUCACACUUGGGCCUGCCUACAACUCCUAGCACCCCCCAGGGCAAUGAGCCAGACCAGAAUAUUGAGAACAUCAAGGUUCUUCUUCAUGAGAGGGAGCUGUGGAAGAAGUUCCAUGAGGCGGGAACAGAGAUGAUCAUAACGAAAGCAGGCAGGAGGAUGUUCCCCAGCUACAAGGUUAAAGUGACGGGCAUGAACCCGAAAACGAAGUACAUCCUCCUCACAGACAUUGUCCCCGCCGACGACCAUCGCUACAAGUUCUGUGACAACAAGUGGAUGGUGGCAGGCAAGGCGGAGCCAGCCAUGCCAGGGAGGCUCUAUGUCCACCCAGACUCCCCAGCUACAGGAGCCCACUGGAUGAGGCAGCUGGUGUCCUUUCAGAAGCUAAAACUCACCAACAACCACCUGGACCCCUUUGGGCAUAUCAUCCUGAACUCGAUGCACAAGUACCAGCCUCGGCUCCACAUCGUCAAGGCCGACGAGAACAACGCCUUUGGGUCUAAGAACACAGCCUACUGCACUCACGUGUUUCACGAGACAGCCUUCAUCUCUGUCACCUCCUACCAGAACCAUAAGAUAACUCAGCUGAAGAUCGAGAACAACCCGUUUGCCAAGGGUUUCCGUGGUAGCGACGAAGGGGACCUGCGUGUCUCCAGACUCCAGGGAAAAGACUACCCAGUGAUUUCUAAGAACAUGGUUCGCCAGAGGCUCCUCUCCUCACAUGGUCACCGGACGGGGAAGCUGGGAGCUGGGGUGCACCUGUCGGGGCACCCCCAGGUCCUCUCCCACUACCAGUACGAGGGUGGGGUGCCCCUGGGGAACUCAGACCACCAGGAACACAUCUCCAAUUCCUUCCCUCCAAGCCGAGAGCCCAGCCUGCUCUACCACUGCUUCAAACACAGAGAUAACACCAGGCACUUGGAACUGGGUUGUAAACGGCCAUAUCUGGACACAGCACUUCCAGCAGUCUCAGAGGAACACUACUUCUGCUCUCCUCCCACCUACGAGCCUCCACUGCUGUCCCACCCCUAUUGCGGUGAGGCCAUAAGCUCCAGGGAGGCCUGUAUGUACGGAGGGAUGGAGGGAGAGAACGGGCACGGGGCUGGGGGUGCUGACGACCUGGCUCCCCCCUCUCUGAACUGCAACAUGUGGGCGUCGGUGCAGCCUUACCCGCGGUACAGCGUGCAGACAGUGGAGGCUGUCCCCUACCAGCCCUUCACUGCUCACUUCACCAGUACUGCCACCGCCACCUCCGUGGUGCCCCACCACACCCCCACCGGACCCCCUCGCCCCCAGUCCGACAUAGGAAUUUACAGUCCAGCCACAGCACAGCGAGGCCUGGCCACCAUCCCCUCGUCGUCCUCCAUCUCGUCUUCCUCUCCACCGGUUCCUGGUUCCAGGGGUAGCAGGCCGGUGGUCCAACCUCCUCUGUACCACAGGAAGCCUGGGCCUGGGUCUCCUCUCCGGCCUCACAGGGAGUUCUCGGCCUUCCCAACACAGAGCACCCUCCCAUCCAUCCGGGACCCGUCCUACCAGUACCAGAUGGGGCAGAGCAGUGUAGGGGCCCACUGGAAUGAUAGCUAGGGCUAGGGAGUGCUGUGUGGCUCCUGAGGCAGCGGCAAUGUCCACCCAUCCGGUCAGUUCAGAAUCAGCCAGCCAGCCAACUUUGAACUGCCUGUGAGGCAUCUGAAAUUAGAUUAUGUUGAAAUACAGCCAUGAUGACCAUGAUGAAGCCAUAGUAGUUUAGCAUGAGGAGAAGCAGAUCAGAGUGACCAAACUCCAAUAGAAGCCUACAUCUGCCUAAAAGAUCUGCUCCUUCAGAUCCAUGUUGUCCUGACUGGAGGAGCAUUGUGCCUGUGAUGAUGAUAAUGAGUAUUCCAGAGGAAGAACCCCUCUAUAGAAUUAUGCAAAAGCUUGCCAUAUAAUGGCUUAAAAAAAUCAUCUAAAACGUUCAAUGUCAAACUGCCAAAAGGAGAUGUGUUCAGCAAAGUGAAAAAUAUCCAUUAUGCCUUUGAAGUAGUGUGUUUAUGGUAAAGAUGGACAAGUACCAGUAAUGAAUUGAUUAAGGUUUCUAAGAAAAACAUUUAAAUGCAAAACUUGAUCAUAUUAUUAUCAGCAAACGAGGGAGUGGGACAUGGAUGUGUAUGUGUAAAGAGAUUGAAGUAACAGGCCAAGUGUUUUGUUGAAACUUUGAGUAAAGCCUUCAUUUAAUUUUGCAAUCUCUGCUUGUAUUGAGAUACAUUGCCAGUUAGAAAUCUGUUGAACUUGUAAACAUGGGCUGCAGGUAAACUACACAACAAGCCCACCCAUGCAGUCCAUUUGAGCAGAGCUUAAGUGAGUGUAGUUCUAGAUCUCAUCUUCAACCAUACUCCUCUGCUAGCCAUAUUGUAAGCUAGCGUGACACUACUAAGCAUGAAGCCAAACGGCCCUUAGUUAGCGGUAACCCAAGUCUUUGAACCACAAUAGGGCAGUAAUCACUUAGCACUUUGGCUCCAAACCUGCGGUCCGUUCCGAAGCAGCGUUCCCGCCUGUUGAAGUGAGACUUCAGAGAAGGUCCCUGGCCAACCAGAUGGGAGCUUAAGGAAUCAUUGUUAAGCCAACGCUAGUGCAGAACACAGAGCUCCGCACAAAUCCCAGCCCCAAAUGACUGCGUUGGAAAAAUCCUUACAAGACUGCAAAUGUAAAACAGCCCGAGUGGGGCGGGCGAGGAGCCACAUUGUGAAGUCAAGCUGAGCUGAACUGAAGCAGGGACGACUGGGUAACAUUCAGCCCGGCCUGUCUGACCUUGAUAAGUAGGGAUGGGUAAUAAUAGAACAAUAUGGUGGGUCUAUUACCUAGCAGACCCACAUUAUCUCUUCAUUAUUACAUGUUUUUUCUCCAUAUAACUUCUUUGAAUUUUUUUUCUCCCAAACAUGAUGAAAUAAAUAUUUGAAUGCCUCCCAUUGUUGCUUAGCGUUAUGUAAAACAAAUAAACAGUCAACAGAGUACCUUUGCGGAUGUAUUGCACUGGUAAUAAUGUUAAUGGUUAUUACCUUGGCUAUCUUGGAUUCAGUCUGAAUUUAACUUCCGUCUAUCCUCCACUAGCACUUCUUGUCAUUGGUGAUCUAAGACACAUAGGCUCACAUCAAUCAUUACGGGCGGCAGGUAGCCUAGCAGGUUAGAGCGUUGGGCCCACAGAAAUAUAAAUUAUAUUUCUAUUGUUGGGCCAGUCACCAAAAGGUCGCUAGUUCGAAUCCUCUAGCCCGACAAGGUGAAACGUCUUUCGAUGUGCCCUUGAGCAAGGCACUUAACCCUAAUUGCUCCAGGGUCGCCGCAGAUAAUGGAAAAUCCUGGCCAUGACCCCACUCACCGAGGGUGUCUCGGGGAGAGGUGGGAUAUGCAAAAAAACACAUUUCCAAUUCACAGUUGUACAUUUGUGUAAUAGGACAAAUAAGCACCCACCAAAUUAUUAUUAUUAAAAACCAAUCAAGCUAUCAACGACAUUUUUAAACAUUAACAACUACACCCACCUAAAUGGCAUCAAACCAUGAACAUUGACUGGGUUAGUUAGUUAUCUGUCAAGUGAGAUAAUUUGUGUGUAUGUCAUAUGUCAGUGUAUGUGUGUGUAUGUGUGUCAGGGCAGCUGGCUGGACAGUACAGUAUGUAAAUGAAUGGGUGAGGUACAACAUCCCAGGGCAUACAUACAUACCGGUACUGUAGCCCUCUGCUUUCUCACACACAGCAAUCAUUAGGGUCCUGAGUUAUGGUUCUGCCCUGGCUCUUGUCAGUGCCUCCUCUCUCUCUCUCUUCCUUGUUCUCUCUCUCUCUUGCCUUCAUUCUUUCUCUCACCCUCAUUCUCUUUCUCUGUCUCUAGGAGAACUUCCCACUCCAACAAAUCAAUGUUCAGAGAUCUAGGGUCUUCAAACAGGAUGAAAUGUCUACCUUGUCAAACGGUGGGUGAGAGGUGCUUAUUUUUUGUAAACAGAGAUCAUGUUAGUAUCUUGAACAUUAAUUACAUUUGUACUUAACAUGACAGUGGCUAUGCAUGUAUUUCCCAUAUGCUGUAUAGGCAACUUAGGUUAAGUAUACACUUUUACUGGUGUGACAAACAUCCCACAAUACAUACACCACAGAUAAAAUAAAUAAAGAUAAUUUCCUCUCUGAAA